AUUUUGUUUGCUUAGAAGAAAAAAUAAAAACUAACUUUGAGCAUUUUACCUUUUAAGCUGGCAAAAAGUUUAGUUUUUAUGCAUUGAUAAAUAAAUUUAGUACUGGGAUUUGUAUAAUCAUUGAACUUUGUUUUUAAGUGAAAGGAGGUUCUAGUUAUGGGACAUGGAGGGUCGAGACAUCAUCAUCAUCAUCAUCAUCAUGGUCAUUUAUCCCAGCAACCUCCUUCAUAUGUUGGGAGUUCAGCCAAUUCUAACUAUCAAUAUCAUAAACCAUCUUCUGAUGCUGGAACUUCAAAGAAUACUAGACAUCAACAUAAGCAGCGCCCCAAGUAUAUAGCUGACAAUUUCAGCUCAUUGGAUCAGGUUGUUUCUGCUCUGAGAGAAGCUGGUCUGGAAUCUUCAAACUUAAUACUCGGUAUUGACUUCACCAAAAGCAAUGAAUGGACAGGCAAGCGUUCCUUCAAUAACAAAAGCCUCCAUCAUAUUGGUAGCACUCCUAAUCCAUAUGAGCAAGCUAUCUCUAUCAUUGGCCGUACUCUCUCUUCGUUUGAUGAAGAUAAUCUGAUACCAUGUUUUGGAUUUGGUGAUGCAUCUACACAUGAUCAGAAUGUCUUCAGCUUUUUUCCUGAUCAUCGCUGUUGUAAUGGUUUCGAGGAAGCACUUGCACGCUACAGAGAGAUUGUUCCAUGCUUAAAAUUGUCAGGUCCAACAUCAUUUGCCCCAGUAAUCGACGCAGCAAUUAACACUGUGGAAAGAAGCAACGGUCAAUAUCAUGUUCUUGUGAUUAUUGCUGAUGGGCAGCUUAGUCCGCAAGAACAAGCAACUGUUCAUUCUAUCACAGCUGCAAGUCACUAUCCUCUCUCAAUUGUUUUGGUUGGAGUCGGAGAUGGACCAUGGAAUGCAAUGCAUAAUUUUGAUGACAGCAUGCCUGAUCGCAAAUUUGAUAACUUCCAGUUUGUGAAUUACACAAAUAUGAUGUCUGAAAACAAAGAGACAUCCAAGAAGGAAACCGCAUUUGCACUUGCUGCCCUUAUGGAAAUUCCAAUUCAGUAUCGCAUAGUCCAAAAUCUACGAGUCCCCAAAGGAAAAUCAAAAAGGUAUCAAGCCAGAAAGCCUUGCCCUCCCCCUAAGGAGGUAGAUCAUGGUAAUGCCUUACCAAAAGUGCCACAAAAGAAGGUAAUAGAUGACAAUGCAUUACCAGAAGUUCCAGACAAAAAAAGCUUAGGAUCAGCUGAGCCGACCGCUUCAGAUGCUACAGAAUCAGUAUGCCUUAUUUGCCUCACCAAUCCGAAGAACAUGGCUUUUGGAUGUGGUCAUUUAACUUGCAAGGAGUGUGGUGUGACCUUAUCUUCAUGCCCUAUGUGCCGGCAGCAAAUUACAACUCGUCUCAAACUAUACGCUUAAGUUGGAGGUUUCUUAGCAUACACUGCUAUUGCCAACUGAUAAGAUUACUGCUAUUGC
Molecule: messenger RNA, 1461 nt
Organism: Lotus japonicus
Lineage: Eukaryota; Viridiplantae; Streptophyta; Magnoliopsida; Fabales; Fabaceae
Product: E3 ubiquitin-protein ligase RGLG3-like
Exons: 12
Coding region: 157-1404 (415 amino acids)
Source: RefSeq, a predicted model, not a curated record